AUGCGUUACGUCCUCGUCUCCGGCGGAGUUAUCUCUGGCGUGGGGAAGGGCAUCAUCGCCUCAUCCACUGGUCUGCUUCUGAAGACACUCGGAUUGAGGGUCAGCUGCGUCAAAAUCGACCCCUAUGUGUCGGUCGAUGCAGGCCUGAUGGCCCCCGCAGAGCACGGUGAAUGCUUCGUUCUGCAAUCCGGUUCCGAAGUCGAUUUGGAUCUCGGGAAUUACGAAAGGUACCUGGCCUUGACCCUUGCCGGCGAUAACAACAUCACCACUGGCAAGAUCUACCAACAUGUCAUCCAAAAGGAGCGUCGAGGCGAUUAUCUUGGAAAAACUGUCCAGAUCGUUCCUCACGUCACGAACGCGAUCAAAGACUGGAUCAAGCGCGUCGCCAAAGUCCCCGUUGAUGGAUCGAGCGAGGAACCUGACGUGUGCAUCAUCGAGUUAGGAGGCACAGUUGGUGACAUUGAGAGCAUGCCCUUUGUCGAGGCGUUGACUCAACUGCGUCACGAAGCCGGCCCAAGGAACUUCAUGAACAUCCACGUCUCCUACGUUCCCACCAUUCACGGAGAGCAGAAGACGAAGCCUACCCAACAUGCGGUCAAGUCUGUUCGCAGCUACGGUCUCAUCCCCGACCUUCCUCUCGCGGACAGCACCCUUGCAAAGCUAGCACUGCACUGCCAGGUGGAGCUGGACCAGAUCCUUGUCGUUCGGGACAUGCCCACGGUCUACCAAGUCCCCCUGCUCUUGGAGGAGCAGAAGAUCAUCCCUCUUCUCCGGAGCAGGCUUAACCUAGAUGCUCUGACCAUCUCGCCCGCGAACAUUUCCAGCGGCGCUGAGCUUUGGGACACAUGGAAGUUCGUGGUCACUCAGGAGCAUGAAGCGACCAUCAAUAUUGCGCUGGUCGGCAAGUACGUGGAAACACAUGACGCCUACCUGUCCGUGGUCAAGUCUCUUGAGCACUCUUCGAUGCACUUGCGACGGAAGCUCAACCUGAUUUGGGUCGAUGCUGAGCACCUCGAGCCCAAGACGAAGUCGACCGACGGGGAGAAAUACAACGAAGCAUGGCAGGCAGUGCGCACCGCCUCGGGUGUCAUUGUUCCAGGAGGCUUCGGAACACGAGGCACAGAGGGCAUGAUGCUGGCCUCCAAAUUCGCCAGGGAGAAUGGCACACCCUUCCUGGGAGUUUGCCUGGGGUUCCAAACCGCUGCUAUACAGUACGCGCGAGACAUCUGUGGCAUGGCAGAGGCCAACUCGGAAGAGUUUCAUUCCUUGGCGAAAGACUGCGUCGUCAUUUCUAUGCCCGAGCUCGACAAGCACAAUAUGGGAGGCACAAUGCGUCUCGGGUCUAGGAAGACGAUCUUCCAGGAGGGUAGCGAAUGGGCAAAGAUUCGUGCCCUAUACGGUGGCGGGGUUGAAAUUGAGGAGAGACAUCGUCACCGGUACGAAGUCAAUCCCGCGUAUAUUCACCGCCUGGAGACAGCUGGUUUGCACUUUGUCGGAAAGGACGAGACAGGCCAGCGUAUGGAGAUCUUCGAACUGAAAGACCACUCAUACUUCGUUGGCACACAAUUCCAUGCUGAAUACCAGUCCAAGGUGCUCAACCCAAGCAGCCCCUACCUGGGCUUUAUUGCCGCAAGUGCUGGACUCCUCGAAAAGGUUCUGAAGGAGGGCCUUGCGCGGGCCUCCAAGCUCACAAAUGGUGUCAAUGGGGCUCACCAUUUCUGA
This is a messenger RNA of Diaporthe amygdali, 1722 nucleotides long. Its product is annotated as ctp synthase. The transcript is spliced from 10 exons. The record is from RefSeq and is a predicted model, not a curated record. Gene Ontology annotation, molecular function: identical protein binding; CTP synthase activity. Gene Ontology annotation, cellular component: cytoophidium; cytoplasm. Bases 1 to 1722 code for a protein of 573 amino acids. Gene Ontology annotation, biological process: pyrimidine nucleobase biosynthetic process; CTP biosynthetic process. Lineage: Eukaryota; Fungi; Ascomycota; Sordariomycetes; Diaporthales; Diaporthaceae.